This is a messenger RNA of Mycetomoellerius zeteki, 792 nucleotides long. It is a transcript of the gene RpS18, whose product is annotated as ribosomal protein S18. Gene Ontology annotation, cellular component: cytosol; ribosome; small ribosomal subunit. The transcript is spliced from 4 exons. Gene Ontology annotation, biological process: translation. Gene Ontology annotation, molecular function: structural constituent of ribosome; RNA binding. Bases 61 to 519 code for a protein of 152 amino acids. The record is from RefSeq and is a predicted model, not a curated record. Lineage: Eukaryota; Metazoa; Arthropoda; Insecta; Hymenoptera; Formicidae.
UACUUCGAAGCGUUUGUAGCGUCAAGAAACCGCAGCCCUAGUGUCAAGUUAUACGUUAAGAUGUCGCUCGUGAUUCCUGAGAAGUUCCAGCACAUUCUUCGUGUCAUGGGCACGAACAUUGACGGUAACAGGAAAGUUAUGUUUGCUAUGACCGCGAUCAAAGGUGUUGGUCGGCGUUAUGCCAACAUUGUCUUGAAGAAGGCGGACAUUGACUUGGACAAGCGAGCUGGAGAAUGCUCGGAAGAGGAAGUUGAAAAAAUUGUCACCAUUAUGGCCAAUCCCAGGCAAUACAAAAUUCCCGAUUGGUUCCUCAACAGACAGAAGGACAUCGUCGAUGGAAAAUACUCACAGCUCACGAGUGCCAACUUAGAUUCUAAGCUACGUGAGGACUUGGAAAGGAUGAAGAAAAUCCGUGCUCACAGAGGGCUGCGUCACUACUGGGGUCUCCGUGUACGUGGUCAGCACACCAAGACUACAGGUCGUCGUGGACGCACGGUUGGUGUGUCGAAAAAGAAGUAAACUUUUAUAUAUACAUUUUAUGUACUAUAUAUUAAUAAUAAAUCUUUAAACGGUAAAUGUUUUUAUUUGACCACUUGGUCAAUUGUGAAAAGAAAAACCAUAACAGUCAAGAGGCACAAUGUUAAAUAUAAGAAUAAUUCCAUCGUGUUGCAUGCUUUAGUCAUUGAUUAGUGAUUUAUUUAAUUAAAUUGGGAUUAAUCUCUUGGUCCUGAAGUAAUGAAUCACUUUUCAAGCCAAAUAAGAUAGCCAUUAUUUCGACUAAUUCAAGCUGAA